Messenger RNA from Nipponia nippon (crested ibis), 1740 nucleotides. The record is from RefSeq and is a predicted model, not a curated record. NCBI's taxonomy places the organism in Eukaryota, Metazoa, Chordata, Aves, Pelecaniformes, Threskiornithidae.
AUGCGCGCUGCUGUUUUAGGCGUGGGUUUGCAGCGCCUGAAGGUGCAUCUCCAGAUCGUCAGGGUGACUGGCGCGGCACAGCGGGAUGCGUGCUUCCCCUGGACGCCAACGCCACCAGUGCGCAGCGAGUGCCCCCUGGGGCAGCUCUUGGCCCGUGAGGCCGCGCUGGGGCGGGAGAUCCGCGCCCUCGACAGCGACAUGCAGACGCUGCUCUACGAGAACUACAACAAGUUCAUUUCUGCCACUGACACCAUCCGAAAGAUGAAGGUUGACUUCCGGCGCAUGGAGGCAGAGAUGGACGAUUUGGCUGCCAACAUGGCCGCUAUCAGCACCUCCAGUGCCCGCGUCAGCGCCGCGCUGCAGGACCGGCACCCACCGGGGGCGGAGCCUGCGCGGGCCCUGCGCUGCCACGCCCGCGCCCGUGCCGUGCUCCGCCACUACCGCCAUCUGCCCUCCUUCCGCGCCAUCGAGGACGAGAGCCAUGCCAUCAUGGCCGACCUGGCCCAGCGCCUCCGUGCACGCCUCCGGGAUGACACCUUGGACCCCAAGGAGCUCACCGAGUGCGUGGAGAUGCUGUUGCAGCUGGAAGAGCCACCUGAGGAGCUGUGCGAGGAGUUCCUGAGCCACGCCGGCGCCCGCCUCGAGGCCGAGCUGGCAGGGCUGGAGCGGGCGCUGCAGACCUUCUUCCUGGGGUGCCUGGGCGACGUGCGCCAGGCGCUGGCCGCUCCCCGGCCCCCUGGCAAGGAGGGUCCCGGCCUGCCCGACCUGCUGGCCACGCUUGCCUCCUCCAUCCUUGGCCAGCUCAAGGCCGUCCUGGCCUACGUGCAGCUCUUCACCGCCAAGGACGUCGCCUUUGCCAGCCUGCCCUACUUCAAGGGGGAGUUCUGCGUGGAGGCGGUGCGCGAAGGGCUGGUGGUGGCCUUCGUGCGCUGGCUCUGCCGCACCGCCCGGGGCUUUGCCGACGGCCCGGCUGAGCGGGGGGCCCCCGCCGCACCCCCGGCCCUGCUGCUGCUCCUCGCCCGCCUCUGUCUUGACUAUGAGGCCACCACCAUCAGCUACAUCCUCACGCUCACCGACGAGCAGUUUCCUCCCCAGGACACAGGCCCGGCGGUGACACCGGGACCGGCGCUGUGCGCAGAGGCGCGGGGGGCGGCGCAGCGGCUGCUCGACCACUACGUGCAGGUCCAGGGCGCCGCGGUGGCACAGAUGCUCAGGAAGAGCCGUGCCGUCAUGAAGCGCGUGGUCGAGGACAUCACCGCCAUUGAUGUGCAGGUGGGGCAGCUCUUCGAGGAGGGGGUGCGGCGGGCGCAGAGCAGCGACUACCGGCGCGCCUUCUCCGUCUACAGCAGCUCACGGGCACCCGGGCGCUACGCCCCCAGCUACACCCCCAGUGCCCCCAUGGACACCCACCUGCUCAGCAACAUCCAGAAGCUCUUCUCCGAACGCAUCGACAUCUUCAGCCCUGUUGAGUUCAACAAGGUGUCGGUGCUGACUGGGAUCAUCAAGAUCAGCCUGAAGACGCUGCUGGAGUGCGUGCGGCUGCGGACGCUGGGGCGCUUCGGGCUGCAGCAGGUGCAGGUGGACGGCCAUUACCUGCAGCUCUACCUCUGGCGCUUCGCCGCCGACGAGCGGGUGGUGCAGGGGCUGCUGGACGGGGUGGCCGCCAGCGCCGCCCACCGCUGCCUCGACCCCGUCCCCAUGGAGCACAGCGUCGUCGAGCUCAUCUGCGAGCGCGGGUAG